Molecule: messenger RNA, 983 nt
Organism: Homarus americanus (American lobster)
Lineage: Eukaryota; Metazoa; Arthropoda; Malacostraca; Decapoda; Nephropidae
Exons: 5
Coding region: 111-566 (151 amino acids)
Source: RefSeq, a predicted model, not a curated record
CCCAGUUGUCGGUGGGUGUCAGUCGCUGUUGGUGCAGCUCGGUGCCACUCUGCUCUUCUUAGCUGUUUUGUGCUGGUUCGCUUCCUGUGCUCUUCACUUUAACCAGAAGAAUGAUGGUGGUGUUGAGAGGUGUGGGCAUGGUGGUGAGUGUGGUGGUGGUGUGGGUGACCAUGGUCUCACAUACCGUCCACGCCAGCGACGGCUACUGCGGUUACAAGACUGUGUGGCUGGACAAGACUGUCUACAGACCAGUGCCCUACUACCAUGGGGGGAAAUCUGUCGAAAACGCCUACGAGCCCGUCUACCUGACCACCACUGUGCUCAAUAAGCAGUCAGUCCCUUACUUCAUCACCCAGACCCAGAACGUACCCCAGUUCGUGACGAAGAAGGCGACACUGCCGCAGUACAUCACUCAUACUGUCAUUAAUACCCAUCCCAAGUACGUGACUGUAACGGAGAAGUCUUACGUCACAGUGUACGCUACCAGGACGCGCAAGUCUUAUGAAACGGUGUGUCCCAAAGGUUAUGGACAUGGUGGACACGACGGAGGAUACGGACACCGCUGAGCUGUUCCCUGUUGGAACAAAAAAGGGAGGGUACGCAACACAAUCUCUCUGGCGGUGCUGGAAGUUGACCCCCACAACAAUCUCUUGCUGAAUUACAACUUUUCCACGGAACUUCCCGACUGUAGUAUAAAGGAAAUAAGAAAAGGAAGAAAAAGACGGAUACCCCGGGAAAUAUUUGGAAGAUAUAUGAAGUGCAUCUAGUCGUUCUUGUAACCCAGUAGUAUUGUGCCCUCGUCUUAAUCUACACUACAAGUAGACACUAUAUGUGUGUUUUGUACAUUUCUUUCUGUUAUUUGCUUCAUGGUAAGGCAAUCGUCUGGAUGCUGGUCGUUCAGACGAUGUCACAUUUCUAGUCGUACACUUGGCUAGGUUAAUUGCACUCUUCUUAAGGACAGAAUAAAUAACAUAUCGUUUUAA